AUGGACCCCCAUUACGACUCGGACUCUGACUCGUUGAGUGAUAUGGAUGAGGAGGACGACGUCGAGGACGUCAGUGACUAUCGGUAUGGUGGGUAUCACCAAGUGCGGUUGAAUGAAGUCUUCAAUAAGAAGUAUGUAGUGAAAGAGAAGUUGGGGUGGGGGCAUUUUUCGACGGUGUGGCUGGUAGAAUACACCGAUCAAGUGACUGGGGCGACGUGCAAUGGAGCGAUGAAAGUCGUGAGAUCAGCACAGAAGUACACUGAGACUGCCAAAGACGAGAUCGAGAUCUUAAGGAAGAUUUCCGUGAACGAUCCGAAUAUGAGAUAUUACUGUUUACAUCUAAUCGACUCUUUUCAACACCGGGGAUUGAAUGGAAUUCAUAUGUGUAUAGUUACACAAGUUGGUGGGUCGAAUUUAUUAUCACUCAUUCGACUAUAUCACUACAGGGGAAUCCCUUUGGACAUCACUAAAGAGAUUUCUAAACAAGUGUUAAUAGCUUUGAACUACUUACACACCGUCUGCGGUCUUAUUCACACCGACUUGAAACCAGAGAACGUCCUCUUGAACUUCAUCAUCGAUAUCAAUCACGUGAAGAAAAGAUCAAUGGUCCCCCCAGCACAGAACAUUCAAGUGAUGCUUGCUGACUUCGGUAAUGCUAAUUGGGUCAAUGAACGAUUCACUAAUGACAUCCAAACGCGACAAUAUAGAUGCCCAGAAGUCAUGUUGGGAUUACACUGGGGAUGUCCCGCUGAUAUCUGGUCACACGCGUGCGUCAUAUUCGAAUUGCUGACGGGAGACUUCUUGUUCUCUCCAAAACAGACAAUGCAAUACAGUAAAGUCGAAGAUCACUUUGCGUUGUUCAUCGAGUUACUCGGACCACUCCCGAAAGAAAUGAUUGACAAAAGUCCUGUAAAGAGAAAAUACUUCACGUCCGAUUAUGUACUGAAAAAGAUCCCAAACACACACCUCAAAUUCUGGGCACUCAAUAUGGUGUUGACAGAGAAAUAUAAAUUCCCACAGACCGAGGCUACGAGAAUCGCAGAAUUGUUACUUCCUAUGCUUAGAUAUAAUGAAAAUGAAAGAGCAACGGCGGCCCAAUGCCUCGAAAAUAAAUGGUUUUUGUAA
Molecule: messenger RNA, 1125 nt
Organism: Entamoeba invadens IP1
Lineage: Eukaryota; Evosea; Mastigamoebida; Endamoebidae
Product: dual specificity protein kinase lkH1, putative
Exons: 1
Coding region: 1-1125 (374 amino acids)
Biological process (GO): spliceosomal complex assembly; regulation of mRNA processing; protein phosphorylation
Molecular function (GO): protein kinase activity; ATP binding
Source: RefSeq, a predicted model, not a curated record